Messenger RNA from Penicillium soppii, 375 nucleotides. RefSeq names its product DUF2015 domain-containing protein. The transcript has 2 exons. Lineage: Eukaryota; Fungi; Ascomycota; Eurotiomycetes; Eurotiales; Aspergillaceae. The record is from RefSeq and is a predicted model, not a curated record. Bases 1 to 375 code for a protein of 124 amino acids.
AUGACCUACUUUUUCUUUUAUUUUAUUCUGUUUACGGUAAUCAUCGGUGGAACAGCACUUUACCUCACUAAGUCACGAUGGAUGCACUUAGUCCAAGUACCCGAUUACCUUUACCAUCGCCUCCCUUCAAGUUUCACAGCUGAUCUCGAGGCUGGACUGAGCUCCUCACAAUUUGACAUCACCGCCAAUGUUGCCGACGGUGAUACAAGGGCUGGGCUUGAUCAACACGCCAAGAAUGAAGUGAGGAAGAUCAUGAAAGAUCGCAAGGUCAACUUCGAUGAGGCACGUCGAAUCUACACAGAACAACGAUUCGCAAAAAACAAUAUUGGACCUGAUGGCCGUCCAAGAGACCCCAAAUUUGUCUCGUUUUCAUGA